Molecule: messenger RNA, 753 nt
Organism: Phalaenopsis equestris
Lineage: Eukaryota; Viridiplantae; Streptophyta; Magnoliopsida; Asparagales; Orchidaceae
Product: mediator of RNA polymerase II transcription subunit 30
Exons: 3
Coding region: 88-618 (176 amino acids)
Cellular component (GO): mediator complex
Source: RefSeq, a predicted model, not a curated record
UUAUCGGGGCGCCGAGUUUCAACUUUCAACUUUCAGAAUAUUCUAGGGUUUAUAGAAAGCUCCGAGAAUGCUGUUAAUACUUGGAAAAUGGCGGGGAAGAGCACGCUAGAGCUAGGAAUUGAGGGUCAGAGGCAUCUCGAAGAGACCAUAAACGCCGCCUUCCAAAUUCUAUCCUCCAUGAACGAUGAGCUCUGCAAUCCCAUCCUCUGGGCAACGCCGUCCGCCACCAAUGGCGGAUCUGUCACCUCUACCCAGCUACCGGCUGGCGGCGGCGAGACCUCUUCGGAGAUCACCUCUCAUCCGACGGACGCCGGUUUAAGUGUUGGUGGACCAGGAGGAUUUGGUGGGGCGGGAGGCGGGGCUCUUGACGAGGCCCGACUUCGGUAUAAAUCUGCGGUGGCUUCUCUUCGUGCUGUCCUUGCUGCCGUCCCUUCUUCCCAGGAGAUUGGUGCCUUGGAAGCGAAAGUUGAUCAUGCAGAGAUUGAGAGAUUAGAAGAGCGUGCUGCAGUUUUAAGGAAGGAACUUGCAGAUAAGAACAAACAACUGAAGCUUCUGAUCGAUCAAUUUAGGAACUUAAUUGCUGAUAUUUCAAUGUGGCAUGGUCCUUUGUCUGUAUGAGAUGUGAUGAUUUAUGGAGAAAAUAUUGCAUUAAAACACUACACGUAGAGUUAGGUACGGAGUCCAAUGAAUUCACGCCACGUGGCGGUGACAGAAAAAAAAAUAAUCUGUUUGGUAACAUAAGAAAAUAUUCCU